AUGUUUGCGUGGGUGGCUGUAAUCUUGGUUUCUUGUCAUUUGGCCAGCAGCGAUAUUUUUCCUUCUCUAUUAACAACUAAUGCAUCAAUAGCUAUAGUUAUUGACAAAGAAUAUUUAGCGGAAGAUUACGAAAAUGUGAAAACGAAAAUCGAAAAUUAUUUGGAAUAUGCUAAAAGGGAUAUUUUAAGACAUGGGGGAGUCAAUGUUCAACUAUUCGCUUGGUCUGCGAUCAAUGUGAAAAGAGAUUUUAGUGCGCUUUUGAGUAUAACUUCUUGCGAGGAUACUUGGAGGUUGUUUAGAGCCGCUGCCAGUGAGAAUUUGUUGCAUAUUGCUAUUUCAGAACAAGACUGUGAAAGACUUCCUCAAAACAACGCCAUAACCAUCCCUAUAAUCGACAGAGGUCAAGAAACUCCUCAAUUGCUUUUAGAUUUACGCACUUUUGAGGUUUACAAGUGGAAAAAUAUGGUCAUUAUGUAUGACGAUACUAUUUCUGAAGAUUUAUUAACAAGAGUAAUCAAAUCAAUCACAAAACAAGCUAAUGGCAUCGAAGCUACAGGAAUAUCACUAAUGAGCCUUUGUUCGAACAAAUCAUUAACUGUUAACGAUUUGAGAGCAAAUUUGAAAGGGAAAUUGGCCGUCAUAGUGAGUUUAGAUUUAAUAGACAUAAUAAUGGAAUAUGCCAAAGACUUGAGAUUGGUCAACACCCAAAGUGAAUGGUUAUACCUAAUAUCCGACACAAACAAUAAAAUCAAAGACAUGCAAAGUUUUAAAAGACAAUUAAGGGAAGGUGAUAAUGUUGCCUUUAUUUACAAUAACACUGUUGUGGAUAAUAUUUGUGUGGGUGGUAUUGUAUGCCAUGUUGAAGAAACUCUUCACGGUUUCAUCAAGUCUUUGGACGAUGCUAUUGUGGAAGAAUUUGAAAUGGCAGCGCAAGUUUCUGAAGAAGAAUGGGAAGCUAUUCGACCUACGAAAGUCGAAAGAACUAAAUAUUUGACUGAUAAAGUUAAGAAAUAUCUUACCGAUUAUGGAACGUGCGGAAAUUGCACCAAAUGGAAACUGGAAACCGGUGAAACUUGGGGCAAAGAAUAUCAAAAUCAAGCAGACUCAUCCAUGGCUAGUCUUCUACAAAUCGGUUCCUGGCGACCCAGCGAUGGUCCUUCAAUGGUUGAUGUGCUUUUUCCCCAUAUUGCUCACGGAUUUAGGCGCAAACUUUUACCUCUGGUAUCGUUUCAUAAUCCUCCAUGGCAAAUUCUCAAAACCAACGCCACCGGCGACGUAAUCGAAUACAACGGCAUCGUUUUCGACAUUGUAAAAGAACUAGCGAGAAAUUUGAACUUCACUUAUAGCGUGGAAAUUUUCAGAAACCAUCAAGCAAACUUUUCGUACAAUACAAAUAAUGAUUCUAACGCUUUUUCGGAUAUGAUUGAAAACUCGCAAAUCACCACAUUCAGAGUGCCCCAAGGUAUAUUGGAAAUGGUGCAUAAUAAAACUGUCGCUAUGGGAGCGUGCGCUUUCACUGUCACAGAGGAAAACAAGAGGAUUAUUAAUUUCACCGAUCCUAUAAGCAUACAAACUUAUACGUUUUUAGCUUCGAGGCCCAAAGAACUUAGUAGGGCUUUGCUUUUUAUAUCGCCUUUUAGAGGAGACGAAAGUUUCAUUGUACCUAAAUUUUUUUUAGACUUGGCUCUGUUUAUCGGCAACCAUAAUCUCAAUGGGCCCCAUUUUGUUUUACAUCCACAAAUGCAGUCCUGUUUACGAAUACAAAGGCAUGCGAAGCAAAGGAGGCCUAGCGACAGUGGUAUGCAUCUGCCAUUGGCAGACAGCGCCAGAAUUAUAGUUGGUGCUUGGUGGUUGGUUGUACUGGUAAUAGGAACCACUUAUUGUGGUAAUUUGGUUGCUUAUUUGACUUUUCCGAAAAUCGAGGUGCCCAUUACCACGCUCGACGAUUUGGUGGCUCAUAGAGAGACUCUCACUUGGAGCUAUGCCAAGAAUACUCUUUUUGAGUCGCGAUUACAGUCUACAACUGAUCCCACCUACAAAACAAUAUACAACAACGCUAAAGAUAUACGAAAUAGACGCGAGCUGAUUGCGGAAAUCAAAAAAGGCAAACACGUUUACAUCGAUUGGAAAAUAAAAUUGCAAUAUUUGAUCAAACAGCAAUUUUUGGAAAACGAAGCUUGCAGUUUCGCGUUGGGAAUGGACGAGUUUGCCGACGAGAAAAUUUCUUUGAUUGUCGCUCCAGAUACGCCUUAUCUUCAAAAAAUCAACGAAGAGAUUAAAAAGUUGCACCAAGUGGGUUUGAUACAAAAAUGGUUGGAGGAUUAUUUGCCGAAAAAAGACAAAUGUUGGAAAAAGAAACGGAGCGUCGAAGUGAAUAAUCAUACGGUGAAUCUGGACGAUAUGCAAGGGAGCUUUUUCGUGUUAUUUAUUGGUUUUGUCAUGUCCAUCCUGGUAAUGGCGGUAGAAAAUUUGUGGUUCAAGAAAAUCAAAAACAAAAAAAAUAAAAGAGUAGUGCAACCUUUUAUUGCAUAAAUUUAAAAUAAAUAUGAUUCGUAUACUUAGAUAACAUGCAAAUAUAAAUUUUGUUAUUUAAAUAAAUAAUAUGAUUUUUGUACUGUUUUAAAUUAAAAUAAAUGUUUCAACAAUGAUGCAAGCUAGCAAAAUGAUUUUUAUUUUUAAAGGUGGAACCCCAUGCCCCAUACUUUGAAUUCGAAUCCAUUUUUUUCUUUUCCGCUUUCUGUUUUUCUUGCUCGUACCUUAGGGUUGCUUCCAAAAUAGGUUUUCUACAAAAAAAUAACUUACCUACUUAUCACACUUUUAAUGAUUAUUGGUUAUUCCCCUUACUUUGAUUUGCUCCAAUCGUUAGACAUUUGUUGUUCGGCAAUUGACAUUGGGUUUGCUCCUUGCACCAUUUUUCUUUGAAUAAAAAGUUGCACUUUUCAAAGGAAAAUAAGUUUCUAUGGCACGUGAUGUAUUUGGGUUAGUACUUGAAGUUCCUUUCUGUUGCCUGAAUUGCCUCUACGGCUACCUUUUUUAGUUGCAAGGUUUUUC
Ceutorhynchus assimilis (cabbage seed weevil) is the source of this 3051-nucleotide messenger RNA. The record is from the annotation of a GenBank genome assembly. NCBI's taxonomy places the organism in Eukaryota, Metazoa, Arthropoda, Insecta, Coleoptera, Curculionidae.